GGCUAUUACCUGUGUCUGGUAUAUUGCAUUACAUUCAUUCUUCAAGUCGAUGUCCAUAAUAUUAUAUCCUUUAUAGACCAUUUCAAGGAAGUAAACAAAAACAAACGCGCUGCAAUGCUACUGCGCAUGUCUGGUCCUUAAGCAUUUCCGGUGGCGCCAUUUUUAAAUCACAAAGCUGUCAAAACAAAAUGACUAGCGCAUAUUUUUUAAGUCUAGCUAAAACAGAACAGUUAAGAUAUUUACAAAAACUAAAAAUAGAUGAUAACGUGGAAUUACCGGACCCUUUAAAUCAAACACUGAGGCGACAACUUUUCACUCAGAACGUUAAACGUUUACCUAAAGUAACUUAUCCAGACGUGUAUCAUUAUCUAGUUGAGACAGAGUGCGUCUACACGAAAGAAGCAGUAAAGGCAUAUCGUAGUCUGGAUGCUUACAAUUACUUCCUUAGCGGAAAAGUUGGAAACAUUUGUUCCUACAAUGUGGACGAUUUUUUUCUUGUGUUUGGUGAAGUCGGGGCAAGUCAAACGUUGUCGAAAACAUACUCUGCGUGGUUCGUUGCUAAGGUGAACCGGGGAGGUUAUUAGUGGGCAUUGCACUUGCAUGGCCGGGUAAGUUUGUAUGUCUAUGCGAACAAGACGUACUGAAUUCUAGUAGUAAACUAAUUGUUGUGUUCCAUUAUUACCUAUUACAUACGUAAUUAUUUCAUACGUUUCUAAAUGUUUGUGGUUAGGUGAAGUGUGUAGCCAUGUUGCUGCGAUUCUCGUUGCUGUGGAACAGUGUGUGAGAGAGGGUUUUAAUGCUCCAUCUGUGACAUCUGAGCCCUGCAUGUGGUCAUGAAUAAACAAGAAGAUUGAUCCAAAACCAGUGGCAGACAUUGACUUUUCCAAGCCUGUCAGACAAAGGCCAGUUCAGAGUAGGGAGCCCGUCACAUCUACUGUAGUCACACCAGUCUCACCAAGCAUGCUUUUUAGGUCCUUGAAGAAUGAGAUCCCAGACUGUGCACUGUUCACCACUAUAACUUUUGGUAGUGACACAGACACUGCAUCUGAGGGAGAGCAGGAGAGCACAGGCAGGGUUGAUAGUCUGACUACAGCUGAGGCAGAUUCUAAUAUGGAAGCACAAGUGAUGGUUCAGAGUGACACACCUUGUACUGACAGCACUGUAGAUGCUAGCAUGCCAAAACCCCUUACACAUCUGUUUGAUGAGAAGCAUAGUUUGCUGUCACAAGCUGAACUACAAAAGGAGUUGGAUAAAAUCAUGCAAACCAUCCCUGCUUACUUUAGUGAACUGAAUUGUAACCAUCUCCAGAAGAGUACACUGGGUCAGUCCUCUUGUAAACAAUGGUUUGAGCAGAGACAGGGCCGAAUCACUGCAAGUCACUUUAACGAAGUGUUAAAAUGCAAGACAAGUCAUGUUAGCGUGACAUCUAAAAUCAUGGGCUACACAUCAAGCAGAAAUGCACCAGCCUUAGCUUGGGGUAAGAACAGUGAAAAACUAGCUAGAGAAGCCUUUUCUUCAAACCAGAUGACUUGUCAUGACAGCUUAUCAGUGGAAGAAGUUGGAUUGGUAGUAAAUCCAAAGUUUCCUCAUUUAGGCGCCAGCCCAGAUGGAAUAGUUCAUUGCAAAUGCUGCCCACCUUCUACACUUGAAAUAAAAUGCCCCUUAAAAUAUGCAAAUAUGUCCAUAACUGAUGCAAAUUAA
This is a messenger RNA of Megalobrama amblycephala (Wuchang bream), 1701 nucleotides long. RefSeq lists its product as uncharacterized. The transcript is spliced from 3 exons. The record is from RefSeq and is a predicted model, not a curated record. Lineage: Eukaryota; Metazoa; Chordata; Actinopteri; Cypriniformes; Xenocyprididae. The coding region runs from base 961 to 1701 and encodes 246 amino acids.